This is a messenger RNA of Clupea harengus (Atlantic herring), 714 nucleotides long. RefSeq names its product gamma-crystallin M3-like. The record is from RefSeq and is a predicted model, not a curated record. Gene Ontology annotation, biological process: visual perception; lens development in camera-type eye. Gene Ontology annotation, molecular function: structural constituent of eye lens. NCBI's taxonomy places the organism in Eukaryota, Metazoa, Chordata, Actinopteri, Clupeiformes, Clupeidae.
AUGUCCACAGGCAGGAUCAUCUUCUACGAGGACAGGAACUUCCAGGGCCGGUCCUAUGAGACCAGCAGCGACUGCCCGGAGGUGACCUCCCAUCUCAGCCGCUGCAACUCCUGCAGGGUGGAGAGCGGCUGCUUCAUGGUCUACGAGCGCCCCAACUUCCAGGGCCACCAGAUGCUGGUGCGCAGAGGGGAGUACCCCGACAACCAGUACCUGAUGGGAAUGAACAUGUCUGACUGCAUCAGGUCCAGCCGCAUGAUCCCCAUGCAUCGUGGACCCUUCAGAAUGAGGAUGUAUGAGAAGGAGAACUUCGGUGGACAGAUGCACGAGCUGACCGACGACUGCGAGAACAUGCAGGAUCGCUUCCGCAUGUCCGACAUGAAGUCCUGCAACGUGAUGGACGGCCACUGGUUGAUGCACGAGCAGCCCCACUACAGAGGCAAGAUGAUGUACCUGAGGCCCGGCGAGUACAGGAGCUUCAGAGACAUGGGCAUGACCAGCCAGAUGAGAGUCAACUCCAUGAGGCGCAUCACUGAUUCCUGUUAGACGAUAAAAGUCAAUAAUAAAACGUUUAUUUUAAUUUAAAACUUGCUUGUUGUUCUUUACUGAUAAGUCAUAUGUUUUUUUUCAUUUUAGCUAUCAUGCUAAUGGAUUUGUACUUUUAGGAUAACCUGGUAGUUUAAAAAAAAAUAUGCCAACAAAACUCAUUUAAGCAGA